AUGACGACUCUCGAAGAGAAGAUAGCUCCAAAUGCUAACGUCCUCACAAUUACCCGACCAGCUGCUUCUCGACAAACAUCAAACCAGUCAUUUGAAGUCCUCUCCACCAUCGAAGACGUCGACUCACAACACAGUCUCACCCCUACAAGAACCGCCCACUCCGAAAAAUCAGCCAUCAUGACACAAUCCUCACCAUACACCGAUUCAAAGCAAAGGAUCGUCGACAGUACGAACGCAUUUCCCGAUCUCGAAGCAGGAAUGACGCGUGGAACUCAAAAUACCGGUACAGGAUGCAGAAUGCUAUCAAAGACCGCAGGAGGUGGUGCCGACCCUUGGCCGUGUACAACUGCCUUGAAGCGUCAACGUAAAGAGCAGAAGCGUCGUAGAGCGUGCUGUGCUUGCUGGGGUGGAUUAGGAAAGAAGCAGAAACUUGGUGUCAAGGUCGGAGCUGGUUUUCUCAUCGUGGCCAUCAUCAUCCUGAUGUGUGUGUUCAUCAGCAAGGCUGUCGGUGGUGGAGUCUGGAGCAACCAUAGCUCAAAUGCUCCAAUAAAGGGCAGCCAGUAA
Molecule: messenger RNA, 564 nt
Organism: Glarea lozoyensis ATCC 20868
Lineage: Eukaryota; Fungi; Ascomycota; Leotiomycetes; Helotiales; Helotiaceae
Exons: 1
Coding region: 1-564 (187 amino acids)
Source: RefSeq, a predicted model, not a curated record